AUGCUUCAGAUACAUCCGUCUCACCAACAAUCACAGAUACAUCCGUCUUACGAACAACUACAGACACAUCCGUCUCGCCAACAACUACAGAUACAUCCGUCUCACCAACAACUACAGACACAUCCGUCUCAUCAACAACUACAUAUACAUCCGUCUCACCAACAACCACAGACACAUCCGUCUCACCAACAACCACAGACACAUCCGUCUCACCAUCAACUACAGAUACAUCCGUCUCACCAACAACUACAGACACAUCCGUCUCAUCAACAACUACAUAUACAUCCGUCUCACCAACAACUGCAAAUCACCAACAACUCAUCCGUCUCACCAACAACUACAGAGACAUCCGUGUCACCAACAACUACUGAUACAUCCGUCUCACCAACAACUACUGAUGCAUCUGUCUCAGCAACAACUAUAGAGACAUCCGUCUCACCAUCAAUCACAGAUACAUCCGUCUCACAAACAACCACAGAUACAUCCAUCUCACUAACAACUAUAGAGACAUCCGUCUCAUCAACAACUACAGAACACAUCCGUCUCACCAACAACUACAAACAAACAACUACAGAGACAUCCGUCUCACCAACGAGCACGGAAACAUCCGUUUCAUCAGCAACUAUAGAGACAUCCUCUCACAACAAAAACUACAGAGACAUCCGUCUCACAAACAAGUACAGAUACAUCCGUCUCACCAACAACUAUAGAGCCAUCGGUCUCACCAACAACUACAGAUACAUCAGUCUCAUUAACAACUCCAGAGACAUCCUUCUCACCAACAACCACAGAUACAUCCGUCUCAACAACAACUGCAGACACAUCCGUCUCACCAUCAACCACAGAUACAUCAGUAUCACAAACAACUACAGAGACCUCCGUCUCACCAACAACCACAGAUACAUCCGUCUCACAUCCGUCUCACCAACAACUACAGAAACAUCCGUCUCAGAUAACAUCCGUCUCACCAACAACUACAGAUACAAACGACUCACCAACAACUACAGACACAUCCAUCUCACCAACAACCACAGAUACAUCCGUCAAACAAACAUAUACAGAUACAUCCGUCUCACCAACAACCACAGAAACAUCCGAUCAUCAACAACUACAAGAGACAACCACAGAUACAUCCGUCUCAUCAACAACUACAAAUACAUCGCUUUCACAAACAACCACAGAUACAUCCGUCACACAAACAACCACAGAUACAUCCGUCUCACAAACAUAUACAGAUACAUCUGUCUCACCAACAACCACAGAGACAUUCGUCUCACAAACAACCACGGAGACAUCCGUCUCACCAACAACCACAGAAACAUCCAUCUUAUCAACAACUUCAGAGACAUCCGUCUCACCAACAACUACAGAGACAUCCAGACAGUCGUCUCACAAACAACCACGGAGACAUCCGUCUCACCAACAACCACAGAAACAUCCAUCUUAUCAACAACUUCAGAGACAUCCGUCUCACCAACAACUACAGAGACAUCCGUCUCACCAACAACCACAGAUACAUCCGUCUCACCAACAACCACAGAAACAUCCAUCUUAUCAACAACUUCAGAGACAUCCACAUCGGUCUCAUCGACAACUACAGACUCAUCCGUCCCACCAACAACAACAGAGACAUCAGUCUUACCAACAACUUCAGAGACAUUCGUCUCACAAACAACCACAGAAACAUCCGUCUUAUCAACAACUUCAUGGACAUCCGUCUCACCAACAACUACAGAGACAUCCGUGUCACUAACAACUACUGAUACAUCCGUCUCACCAACAACUACUGAUGCAUCCGUCUCAGCAACAACUAUAGAGACAUCCGUCUCACCAACAACUACUGAGACAUCCAUACAUCCGACUUACCAACAUCUGUAG
Molecule: messenger RNA, 1878 nt
Organism: Ylistrum balloti
Lineage: Eukaryota; Metazoa; Mollusca; Bivalvia; Pectinida; Pectinidae
Exons: 5
Coding region: 1-1878 (625 amino acids)
Biological process (GO): muscle structure development; actin cytoskeleton organization
Cellular component (GO): filamentous actin; adherens junction; stress fiber
Molecular function (GO): muscle alpha-actinin binding; actin binding
Source: RefSeq, a predicted model, not a curated record